AUGCCGUUUGUCCUGGCGUCCUCUACAGAGGACAUGUAUGAAAGCUAUGCCCUGUUUCGCAACAAAAAAGUCAUAUUCCCAUUUGAAACCCCACCACCCCACUCGGACCCGCCCACUGUGCUUCCGUCAUCCUCCCUCCUCAGCGACGGGGGUUGGUUGAGAGUCCCCGCGGCGGAGAGCGAACAACAGACUGACAGGCAGCAGCGGCAGCAGCAGCGCGUCAACGGGAAGAUGGAGCAGCACACAAGCGCCGUGGACUUCAACAUCUUGUUAGCUACUGACUCCUACAAGGUCACACAUUACAAACAGUACCCACCCAACACCAGCAAGGUGUACUCUUACUUCGAGUGCCGUGAGAAGAAGACAGAACCUACCAAGCUCAGAAAAGUCAAAUACGACAAAACGGUCUUCUAUGGGCUUCAGUACAUUCUCCACAGAUAUUUAAAAGGACAGGUCGUCACACGAGAGAAGAUUCAGGAAGCAAAAGAGGUGUACCGGGAACACUUUCAGGAUGACGUGUUCAAUGAAAAAGGAUGGAAUUACAUUUUGGAGAAAUACAACGGUCACCUGCCCAUCGAGAUCAAGGCUGUGCCGGAGGGAAGCGUUAUUCCACGUGGGAAUGUGCUGUUCACUGUAGAAAGCACAGAUCCGGAGUGCUACUGGCUCACUAACUGGGUAGAGGAUUGAUCAGUGCCAGUAUAAAGGAGUUUAGGUCCAUUUGACUGAUCUGUACUGCUCCAGAACUGUCUCUACAUUUUAUUUUCAUUGAUAAGGUACAUGUGAAUUUAUAGCUUGCAAGCCUGAACAUUCAGAUUUUUGUGAUGUAUUGAACAUUGUUGUUGAGUUCUACUGAUUUAGAAAACAUCAAGGUAGCAUUAUCUAUCCAUAGAUGGAUAACAUGGAUGAAAAUGUGUCUUAAAUUGUAAGAAUGACUUGUGAGAGUCUAGGAAAGAUUAAAAAUUAUUCAAAAAUCAGUCAUGUUUUACACUACAUGGCAUUGUUG
This is a messenger RNA of Sinocyclocheilus grahami, 1003 nucleotides long. Its product is annotated as nicotinamide phosphoribosyltransferase-like. NCBI's taxonomy places the organism in Eukaryota, Metazoa, Chordata, Actinopteri, Cypriniformes, Cyprinidae. The transcript has 6 exons. Gene Ontology annotation, molecular function: nicotinamide phosphoribosyltransferase activity. Gene Ontology annotation, biological process: NAD+ biosynthetic process. The coding region runs from base 1 to 687 and encodes 228 amino acids. The record is from RefSeq and is a predicted model, not a curated record.